Messenger RNA from Microtus oregoni (creeping vole), 5430 nucleotides. It is a transcript of the gene Fnbp1, whose product is annotated as formin binding protein 1. The transcript is spliced from 17 exons. NCBI's taxonomy places the organism in Eukaryota, Metazoa, Chordata, Mammalia, Rodentia, Cricetidae. Gene Ontology annotation, molecular function: protein binding. The record is from RefSeq and is a predicted model, not a curated record. The coding region runs from base 190 to 2139 and encodes 649 amino acids. Gene Ontology annotation, biological process: signal transduction; endocytosis.
GCGCUGCGGCGGUCGCUGCUGCUGCUUCCUCGGGCCAUUUUGCUCCGCGCGGAGAGGUGUAGAGCAGGGCUAGAGGAGGCGCGGGCCAGAGGAAACGGCAGGAGGCGGGCUUCCCGCAUUCGCAGUGUCCGGAGGGGCUCAGCGAUCGCCGGCGAAGGGGGUCGGGGGCCCUUUCCCGGUCCCUGCAACAUGAGCUGGGGCACCGAGCUCUGGGAUCAGUUUGACAACUUAGAAAAACAUACACAGUGGGGAAUCGACAUUCUUGAAAAGUACAUCAAGUUUGUCAAGGAGAGGACUGACAUUGAGCUCAGCUAUGCCAAGCAGCUCAGGAAUCUUUCAAAGAAGUACCAGCCCAAGAAGAACUCGAAGGAAGAAGAAGAAUACAAGUACACGGCAUGCAAGGCGUUUCUUUCCACCCUGAAUGAGAUGAACGACUAUGCCGGGCAGCAUGAGGUCAUCUCCGAGAACAUGACAUCACAGAUCACGGUGGACCUGAUGCGCUACGUGCAGGAGCUGAAGCAGGAGAGGAAAUCGAACUUCCAUGAUGGACGGAAGGCCCAGCAGCACAUCGAGACGUGCUGGAAGCAACUGGAGUCAAGUAAGAGGCGCUUCGAGCGGGACUGCAAGGAGGCCGACCGCGCCCAGCAGUACUUCGAGAAGAUGGACGCUGACAUCAAUGUGACCAAAGCCGACGUGGAAAAGGCGCGGCAGCAAGCUCAAUUACGUCACCAAAUGGCAGAGGACAGCAAAGCCGAUUACUCCUCAAUCCUGCAGAGAUUCAACCAGGAGCAGUGGGAAUACUACCACACCCACAUUCCCAACAUCUUCCAGAAAAUUCAAGAGAUGGAAGAAAGGCGGAUUGUGCGCAUCGGAGAGUCCAUGAAGACGUACGCGGAGGUGGAUCGGCAGGUGAUACCCAUCAUCGGGAAAUGCCUGGACGGGAUAGUGAAGGCGGCCGAGUCUAUCGACCAGAAAAAUGACUCACAGCUGGUCGUAGAAGCCUACAAGUCAGGGUUCGAGCCUCCUGGAGACAUCGAAUUCGAAGACUACACCCAGCCGAUGAAACGCACGGUGUCAGAAAACAGCCUCUCCAGCUCAAAAGAAGGCAAGCCAGAGCUCAAGUUUGGCGGCAAGUCCAGAGGCAAGCUGUGGCCAUUCAUCAAGAAAAACAAGCUUGUGUCCCUUUUAACAUCCCCCCAUCAGCCUCCCCCUCCUCCCCCUGCCUCUGCCUCACCCUCUGCUGUUCCCAACGGCCCCCAGUCUCCCAAGCAGCAAAAGGAACCCCUCUCCCACCGCUUCAACGAGUUCAUGACCUCCAAACCCAAAAUCCACUGCUUCCGGAGCCUAAAGCGUGGGACUCAGUCUUUGUGUUAUCACAGAGAGCUCAUGAAGAGGACUCUAGGGAAGCCCACGCAUGCCUUCGAGGCUAGGGCCUAUGUUCUUUCUCUCAAGCUGGGUGCCACACCAGAAGACUUCAGCAACCUCCCGCCUGAGCAGAGAAGGAAAAAGCUGCAGCAGAAAGUGGAUGAUCUCAAUAAAGAGAUCCAAAAGGAGACGGAUCAGAGGGACGCUAUCACUAAAAUGAAAGACGUGUACCUAAAGAACCCUCAGAUGGGAGACCCGGCCAGCUUGGACCACAAACUUGCUGAAGUCACCCAGAACAUAGAGAGACUGCGGCUGGAGACCCAGAAGUUUGAGGCCUGGCUGGCUGAGGUGGAGGGCAGACUCCCAGCACGGAGUGAGCAGGCACGCCGGCAGAGUGGAAUGUAUGACGGUCAGACACACCAGACAGUCACUAACUGCGCCCAGGACCGGGAGAGCAGCCCAGAUGGUAGUUACACAGAAGAGCAAAGCCAGGAGAGCGAGCUCAAGGUGCUGGCCACAGAUUUUGAUGAUGAAUUUGAUGAUGAGGAGCCACUUCCUGCCAUAGGGACCUGCAAGGCCCUCUACACAUUUGAAGGUCAGAAUGAAGGCACCAUUUCCGUGGUGGAAGGAGAGAUGCUGAGUGUGAUCGAGGAGGACAAGGGCGAUGGGUGGACUCGCAUCCGCAGAAAUGAAGACGAGGAGGGCUAUGUCCCUACUUCCUACGUCGAAGUCUAUUUAGACAAAAACGCCAAAGGUGCUAAGACUUAUAUUUAAUCCACUUAAAACAAAUACAAAAACCCUUAAAAGCAUUGGAGUUGUCUCUCCCAACCGCUUUGGCUGCCGUAGGCCUUCAAGAGGCCAGCAGAGAGCAAGUGAUGCAGACACUCGGGGAACUGGGGCAUCUCGUGCCUGAGUUUGCUGCCCCCUUGGCUGUGUGCAGAGCUGCCCCGGCCUGCUUACAGCUGUGUUGUCUCAAAUCUCAUCAGUGUUUCCAUUCCUUUCAACAAAAAUAUGUAGAUUUUUAAAAUGUGUGGUGGUGGUUCAUACCUAUAAUCCCAGCACUCAGGAGGCUGAGUAAGGAGCAUCCCACCGAGUUUCAGGCUAGCCUGGGCUACACAGUAAGACUCAGUAGAAAUUAAGUAAACGAACGUUAACAUUUGUUAUUUCAUCAAUGGAACUGAGUAAUGUCUCCCAGCCCUUUAGUAAAGAUGAUAACAUUUUCUUAGUGCCCAUACCGAGUGUCCUUACAGUUGCUGCUCAGGCCCUUUUGUUGUCUGAGUGUCCCAAACAACCAAGAUAUGUCCAGAAAGGUGUGCUCCUGUCCCAAACAACCAAGAUAUGUCCAGAAAGGUGUGCUCCUUGAGCGAUUUAACUUUGACAUGACAUGACAGUCUUCUGGCUCCACCCGGCGGCCUCAGUCGAUGGUGGGGUGCCUUCAAGCUGGUGAGGCAGAUGUACAGCAGCUAGUCGCCCAACACCCUGGGGUCGUGAUGUUUCCAUACUCGGUUCUAUUCCUGCCAGAAGGUUUGCCAUGAGCAGAACCUGGUGUACCACUGCACGCAACAACCCCUGCAAGUCCCUUUUUAAGAGGAAGUUUUUUUUUUUUUUUUUUUUAAAUCUUUGGCAACUAUAAGACCCAAAGUUUGAGCUUCCUAGGCAUCAUUUGUGGUUUCUGGCACAUUUGAUCUGGCUAACUACAGUCAGAAUAAAAUAAACAGUCUCCGUGUUCUAAAGGAAUCUGGGCCAUGCGGGAAUUUGCAUUUUUAAGUCAGUGCUGAUACUGGAGGGGAGAGAGUGGGAUUGGUGAUAUCCAGAAGUGGUCCAGGACUGAACUAUGUUCAUCAUGACCUCAAGGUCACCAGGGAGCUGCAUCUGUCCACAUCUGAUCCUUUUGUUGUUGUUGUUGGAGACAGGGUUUCUCUGUGUAUUUCUGACCAUCCUGGAACACGCAUUCUGUAGUCCAGCCUGGCCUUGAAUUCAGAGACCCACCUGCCUCUACCUCCCAAGUGCUGGGAUAAAAGCAUGUGCCACCACCGCCUGGCUCACAUCUGGUCCUUCCUGUUUGACUUUGGAAAUUAUUUACAUCUUAUUAAGCACAAAAUAGAUCUUUGCCUCUAUAUUAGGGGCUCAUUUUAAUAAGCUGUUUUGUUUGUUUGUUUGUUUUUAAUGUGGUUGGGGAUGGGAUCGGGCUGUGUGCUCGCUGGCAGAUUCUCUACCACUGAGUUGUAGCCCCUGCAAUGACUCUAAAAGUGACAGCUAUACCUCUGUCUGGGCUCAGGAACCUGAAACAGUUUCAAGAUUCUGGCAAUGAUUUCUCCUGAAUUUCACAAGGGCCUGUGAAGUGUCAUUGAGCAAGGUGUACUUACCAACCGCCUGGCUCUUAAAGACUUUUUUUUUUUUUUUUAGCCAGUGUCUUGCUAUGGAACCCAGGCUAGCCUUGAACUCUGUCUCCCUGUCUCAGUCUUGUGAUUGCUACGCUAAAGACAAUAUUUUGAAGUAGUGAUGGGCUCUUGGCAGUUACAAAGGUGGCACAAAGGGUCCCAUGCCCUCUCCAAGGCCCCAGCAGCCAUACCUCACAGUCUAGUACAGUCUCAGAAAUAGGAAGCUGGCCCAGCCCACCUGACAUUCAGUGCACAUUAAUUUUGUGUUUCGUGUGAGUAACUUUCGCUGUCACGGUGUAUUCAAAGUCAGUCGUCCCAGGGCCCCUUCAGGUGAACGGCUUGCUGGGUGAAAUGGAGGGGUUUCCCUUGUGUAAGUUGGGGUGGUCACAGUUUUAAGUGUGUGUUGCUAAACCGAACCCUAGCAUCCUAACAUGAACGGGCCCAACACCAUCUGCGCUGAGUGAUACUGGAUAGCUCCCGCCUCCUUAGUGGUAAUGAUAGAAAUUCCUCCUAUAGUCUGCUGUCCGAAAAGGGAGAUUGGAGGUGUGGUUAGGGGAAGAUGGCUCAACAGAGACAGGCAUCUGUCCCCAAGCCUGGGUCUCACGUGGCUGAAGCAAAGGACCACCUCCCAAGAGUUGACCUCUGACUUUCCUAUGCCAUGACACAUGUGCUUACCCACACAAAGCAAGCACAACUCAGUGUAAGAAACCAGAGAGCAGGGCGGUGGGGGCACACGCCUGUAACCCCAGCCGGAUCUCUGUGAGGUCGAGGCUGGCCUGGAACGGCCAGCCAGGGCUACAUAGUGAGACCUUGUCUCAAAACAACAGAAAAUAAAUAAACAAAUGCAUAGAGGGAGAGAUGAGCUGUCUGUAGCUUUUUCCUGUUAUUUGGAAGGUAUAUCUGAGAUUAACAGUCACCUGGGAGCUAUCCCCAGCCUGGGGGCAGGUAUCAUCCCACCUAGCCUCUCCCAAACCUUGUUCCCCAUGUCCCAAACCCCUACAAGUCCAGUUGCUGCUCCCCAACUCCCAAGAAUUCAAAGCAGCUCUUGGAUUUUUUUGGGAGGGGGAUUCCAAACAGGACCUGGAACUUGCUCUGUGAACCAGGCCAGCCUCAAACACAGAGACCUGCCUGCCUCUGCAUCCGGGAUUAAAGGUGUGUGCCCGCCACUGCCCAGCUGCACCUUCUGGAUUUUUAUAAAAUAGUGCCAGGGCACUUUCUGUGUAUGUGUGUGGUAUCUAUGACAUACUUAAUCAUUGCCAAAAUCCUAGAUUAUUCUGAGUCUCGUGGGGUAAUGUUGCUUUUUACAUCACCUUCGUUGAGCAGGCCCAUAAUCCUGCCCCGCAGGGGAUAUUUGUAUAUAUUGCAAUUUGAAAACUGAACAGAUUCUUUGAACAGUGUUGUUUUAGUCUUUUACCUAUCUGAUUUAUUUGUUAUUCUUCUGUCUAACCACUUUUUGUUUUUAUAACUAUUGGGGAGGCCCGAGGACUCUUGCACUGUAGCUAGGUCCGGCUGGCUGCUGCGCACUUGAGUUUAUUGUAAAACCCUGGGUUCUGAGUAAGUUGUUUGAAUACAGCUGUCAUGGUUGUUUCUUUCUAUUCUCAUCCUAAGAGAAAAGAAUCUGCCUGUCAUCCUCCAGUUGUGCCCUCGUAUCUGCCUCUCUAAUAAAUGUUAUUAUUUUUUCUUG